UCACUGCAAAGAUUCUGUGCUUACAGACAGCAAGCACCUCUCCUCUCUUCCUGCACCUUCUUCAAAUCUCUCCCGUUUUAUGCUAUUCCCCUCUCUCUUCCAUGCUCUCUCGCUCCACUAGCAGAUGGGAGGGGGGGUCAAACUGAUAACCCCCUAACAGACUCUGAAUCACAUAAUCCCUGGAGCAUUUCCGAUUAAACCAAGGAAGAAUGGAGAUUUAUUCUUCUUGUGUGUGUUCUGAUUAACUGGAAGGGAACAAGAUUUACCUUUUUUCUUCACUGCUUUGUUGCUGUUACUGCAUUUUACCAUUCUACUGAAUUGGAAGAGGAAACUUGUUUAUUUUUUAGUUUUGCCUUUUCAAGGGGAAAAUUCCAAUCAAUCGUUCUUAAUCAGGAUUCUUGCAUUUUGUGUAACUAGAGCAUUUCAAAAUUUCAGAGAAUAUUUCUCUCUUAAAUAUUCUGGGUUUACAUAGCUGCAGGCUUCUUCUUUCUACCUUGACUGCAAGGAAGAAACAUUUCUAAUUUUGCUUUCUUGCGUACUGUCAUUUUUGCCAAAGGGGAAAAUAAAGGGAGAAGAAGAGAAUUUCUGAGGACUUUCAACUGAGGACAGAGGAAGGUGGGCCAUAUCUAUUUAAUGGAGGCUUCUCUAUCUGGAACCUUUUUUUAGAGCAUCUGCUCUGGCGGUGAUGUUUCAGUGGAAGCUGAUGCGAUUGCUGUUCACACUCUUACUCACUUCAGCUCACCAGACUUGGGGUUAGCAGUCAAAAAACAGGACAGAGACUUGCCUUCCCACUGUGUUUGGGGAAGGUGGUUGGGGAGGAAAACUGGAGUUCACCUUCAGAAAACUGAUUUUGGUGAGGAAAAAAAAACACACCUGCUGUACUGGAAGAGAUUGUAUAAAAUCUUAUAUGCAUUCUGUAUUUGAUCGUUUUGAAACAGGAGAAUUCAAGGACUGAUUUGUCUGAGAGGGAUGAGGACACGGAACAACAUCUGAAGCCAGAAUACGAUGUCCCCUGCCACUAAAGAGUAUCUUUAAGAAGAGAUGGUGCAGUAUGCGAUUCAAGAUCUGAGAAUCCUGUAUCUCCAAUAUGAUGACUAAUUCAUAUAUGAGGUACCUGCAACAUCAGACACCCUACAGUAUUACAGCUUCUCUCCAAAUUCGCAAGAGAAAUUAAGAUAUGUGAGUGGUCAGAUGCAAGCACAGAUCCUCGAGUUAUCGCUACUCAGCUUUAUAAGUUUUCUUCGCUGCAGGCCCAUGGGCAGCUGGUUAAGGUCUCAUUAAGAGUGUGAUGUUACUGUGAGAAUUGAACAUAGUACUGUGAGUCAAAGCGGGAAGAAUCAGAAGAGAACAAGUGGCUGUACUCCAUGAGUAAGAAUGGAUCAGUCCCUCUGGGUAUUGUGGAGCUGCUGCGUUACACUGAUUAUACUCACCCCCACUACUCAAGGUUUGAGCAGGGCUGCUCGGCCUUUUGGCCUGCUGCGUCGGGAGUUGUCUUGUGAAGGCUAUCCUAUCGAACUGAGAUGUCCAGGAAGUGAUGUCAUUAUGAUUGAGAAUGCCAACUAUGGAAGGACAGAUGACAAGAUCUGCGAUGCUGACCCCUUUCAAAUGGAGAAUGUACAAUGUUACCUUCCUGACACCUUUAAAAUCAUGUCUCAGAGGUGCAAUAACCGGACGCAGUGUGUGGUUGUGGCUGGGUCUGAUGCAUUCCCCGAUCCAUGCCCUGGAACAUAUAAGUAUCUGGAGGUCCAGUAUGAGUGUGUUCCUUACAAAGUGGAACAAAAAGUUUUUGUGUGUCCUGGAACACUGCAAAAGGUUUUGGAGCCAACAUCCACUCAUGAGUCUGAACACAAAUCAGGGGCCUGGUGCAAGGAUCCUUUGCAAGCUGGUGACAGAAUUUAUGUUAUGCCAUGGAUUCCUUAUAGGACAGAUACUUUGACAGAGUAUGCUUCGUGGGAGGAUUAUGUCAAGUUGCACCCAACAACAACCUAUAAGCUGCCAAGUCGUGUUGAUGGGACAGGCUUUGUGGUGUAUGAUGGAGCAGUAUUCUACAACAAAGAAAGGACUAGAAAUAUUGUCAAAUAUGAUCUACGUACUAGAAUUAAGAGUGGAGAGGCUAUUAUCAACAAUGCUAAUUAUCAUGACACGUCUCCUUACCGAUGGGGUGGAAAGACAGACAUUGAUCUAGCAGUGGAUGAAAAUGGGUUGUGGGUGGUCUACGCCACAGAGACCAACAAUGGUCGCCUUGUGGUGAGCCAGCUAAAUCCAUAUACCCUGCGCUUUGAUGCUACCUGGGAGACAGGCUACGACAAACGUUCUGCUUCUAAUGCAUUUAUGAUUUGCGGGGUCCUCUAUGUGGUUCGAUCAGUGUAUGAGGAUGAUGACAGUGAAGUAGUAGGUGACAGAAUUGAUUAUGCCUUCAACACUAACUUGAAUCGAGAGGAGCCUGUAUCACUACUCUUUACUAACCCAUAUCAAUAUGUAUCCUCUGUGGAUUACAAUCCUCGAGAUAAUCAACUUUAUGUGUGGAAUAACUUUUUUGUCGUGAGGUAUUCACUUCUGUUUGGUCCACCAGACCCAAGCACAGGUCCAGUGACUGUCUCACCAGUUACGUCCACAACAACGGAGAAGUCAACUACUGCCACAACUACUACAACUACUUCUUUAGCAACCACACCUAUGACUACCACUGCCAAAAGAGUACCACAGACAACUCACCCUAUUGGAGCCAUUCAUCACUUAGUACCUGAAGUGCAUUCCUUUCCAUCGACUAUACCUGCCACACGCAAGCCACCACCCUCCAACCAGCAUGCCUUCCCAGAGAAGUUUUGUGAUGCAGCAGAGGUACGUGGAGUGGUGUGGCCCACCAGUCAGCAAGGCAUGCUGGUAGAACGCCCAUGUCCCAAAGGAACACGGGGUAUUGCAUCCUAUCUAUGCUUACCUGUUGAAGGUGUAUGGAAUCCAAAAGGGCCUGACCUCAGUAACUGUACCUCUCCUUGGGUCAACCAAGUUGCCCAGAAGAUAAAAAGUGGGGAGAAUGCGGCCAACAUUGCCAGUGAGUUAGCACGACAUACAAAGGGUCCCAUCUAUGCUGGCGACGUCAGCUCUUCAGUGAAGCUCCUCGAUCAGCUUUUGGAUAUCUUGGAUGCACAACUCCAAGCACUGAGACCUAUUGAAAAGGAAUCAGCUGGAAAAAGUUACAAUAAGAUGCAGAAACGAGAAAGGACCUGUCGGGAAUAUAUCAAGGCUGUGGUGGAGACCGUGGAUAACUUGCUAAGAGCAGAGGCCUUAGAAUCUUGGAAGGACAUGAAUACUACAGAACAAGCCCAUACAGCCACCAUGCUUCUGGACAUUUUAGAGGAGGGUGCCUUCCUUCUGGCAGACAACCUGAAAGAGCCUGCAAGUGUAACUGCUAGUAAACCGAAUGUCAUUUUGCAAGUUACUGUGCUGAACACAGAGGGCAGACCAGUACAAGAGCUAACUUUCCCCCAAGACUAUCCUGGCACCAGCACCAUACAACUGUCUGCAAACACCAUCAAGCAGAAUAGCCGCAAUGGUGUGGUUAAAGUGGUGUGUAUCUUAUACAACAAUUUGGGAGUUUUCCUUUCCACUGAGAAUGCCACAGUGAAGAUUGGAACGGACUUUGGUGUAUCCAACCCCACAGUUGUGGUCAACUCACAGAUUAUUGCUGCCUCCAUAAACAAGGAGUCCAGCCGGGUGUUCCUAACUGACCCUGUUGUCUUUACCAUGCCUCACCUAGAGCCUACCGAUCACUUCAAUGCUAACUGCUCUUUCUGGAAUUAUUCGGAGAGAUCAAUGAUGGGGUACUGGUCCACCCAAGGCUGCCGCUUACUGGAGACCAACAGCACCCAUACCACCUGUGCCUGCAGUCAUCUUACUAACUUUGGCAUCCUCAUGGCAUACAGGGAAGCAGUGUACCCAGGAGAGAUGCAUGAAUUACUUCUGUCUGUGAUUACAAGGGUGGGAAUUGUCAUUUCCCUUGUUUGCCUUGCCAUCUGUAUUUCAACCUUCUGUUUCCUACGAGGCCUGCAGACAGAUCGUAAUACCAUCCACAAGAACCUAUGUGUCAACCUGUUUGUUGCUGAGCUGCUGUUCCUUGUCGGGAUAAACAAGACAGAUUAUCCUAUUGCCUGCCCAAUUUUUGCUGGUCUCCUGCACUACUUCUUCCUUGCUGCUUUCUCCUGGAUGUGUCUGGAAGGUGUACAUUUGUAUCUCAUGCUAGUGGAGGUCUUUGAGAGUGAACACUCACGCUGGAAAUAUUACUACCUCUGUGGGUAUUCCUUUCCUGCUUUGGUGGUUGGAAUUGCAGCAGCCAUUGACUAUCGUAGUUAUGGCACAGGGAAAGUUUGCUGGCUGCGAGUGGACAAUUACUUCAUCUGGAGCUUUAUUGGACCAGUUUCUUUUGUAAUCAUGAUUAACCUCAUUUUCCUGAUGAUCACACUACACAAGAUGGUCCGCAGCACAUCGGUGCUGAAGCCUGAUUCCAGCCGCCUAGACAAUAUAAAAUCGUGGGCAAUGGGAGCGGUUGCAUUGCUAUUUAUACUGGGCCUGACUUGGGCCUUUGGCCUUCUGUUUAUCAGUGAGAGAACUGUGGUCAUGGCAUAUCUUUUCACCACCUUCAAUGCCUUCCAAGGAAUGUUUAUCUUCAUCUUCCACUGUGCCCUCCAAAAGAAGGUACACAAGGAAUACAGUAAAUGUCUUCGACACUCACACUGCUGUAGUCGCAACCCACCUGGUGGCUCUCAUGGUUCCCUGAAAACAUCCGCCAUGAGGAGUAACAAUCGUUAUUACACAGGAACCCAGAGUCGAAUCAGAAGGAUGUGGAAUGACACAGUUAGGAAACAGACAGAAUCAUCUUUCAUGGCAGGGGAUUUAAACAGUACUCCAACAUUAAAUCGAGGCACCAUGGCUAACCACUUGCUUGCAAACCCAGUCCUACAGACACGUAGUGGGACCAGCCCCUAUAAUACUCUGCUUACUGAAUCAGUGGGUUUUAACCCUUCUUCCCCUACUGUCUUCAAUUCACCAGGAAGCUUCCGAGAGACAAAACAUCCUCUAAACAACACUCGAGACGGCUGUGGAAUGGACACUCUCCCACUGAAUGGGAAUUUUAACAACAGCUACUCCCUCCGAAGCAGUGACUUCUCCACAGAGGCUGCCAAAGUGCCUGACUGCCGCCGUAAUCUGAGUGAUGCUGCCUUUGAAAAGAUGAUCAUCUCAGAACUUGUCCACAAUAACCUGAGAGGUAGUCUGAAGAAUCCAAGUGGUGAACCAAAUCUUCCAUCUGGUAAUGGAGGGGGUGGUGGUACCAGCAGUGAGGAUGAUGCCAUUGUACCUGAUGCCCCCUCCCUUAAUCAUGAAGAAAAUCUUGAAAUAGAGCUGAUGUACAAAGCCCUGGAGGAGCCACUGCUUUUGCAGAGGGCACAGUCAAUUCUUUAUCAGAGUGACCCAGAAGAAUCAGAGAGUUAUACUGCAGAACUUACAGAAGGUUUGGAGGGACAGAUCCAGUCCCCUAAUAGAGACUCACUCUACACAAGCAUGACCAAUCUAAGAGACUCCCCCUAUCCGGACAGCAGCCCUGAAGCAGUUGGGGAGGUUGUUGUACCUCAGUCUCAGGGCAGUGAGGAAAUCUACUACAGGAAUCGACCAGCUUUGGUUCCCCGAAAUCAGCUACAAGCCUAUUACCAAGCCCGACGGCCAAGCAAUGAAGGCUACCUAGUACAAGUAGGUAUGGACGCAUCAGUGGCAGAGGGUGAUGGACAAAUGCAACUGGUAACCAGUCUCUGAAGUUUGCUGAACUGGGGGACAAAAGACAAAAAAUAAAUUCAUGCAAGGACCCCCCUCCUCCGCUCCCUAAUGGUUAAGGUGCCCUUGUAGUUGCCUGAAAUUUUUAGUGCUGAAACAAGGACAUCUUACUGGAGCAGGGCUGCCUUAUUUUAUAAAAAGAAAUAUCAGAAAAUGAAAAUUAAAAAACUGUUAGGCCAUGUAAUGUGAAGAGCUACCUCUGUGGCACCAUUUUGUUGUAUGCGUGUGCGUAUGUGUGUAGGAAAAAAACAAACAAACAAAAGGAGAGAAAUCUAUUUUUUAAAUCCUGAGUUUUCCAAAUGGGAGUUUGGUGCAACCUCACAAGGAGGCAAUUGUAUAAAAAAAGCACAUUACAGAAGAGAAAUGUGCCCUUACAAAACAGUAGCUUUGUUUUUAAUAUCAUAAGGUUAUUUCUUUCUUUCCUUUUUUUUUUUCAUUUUCUCAUGUGGGAACUGUAAACCUGAGAAGAGGAAGAAGACAAAGACUAUGGAAAACCACUUUUGCUCUGGAAAGAUUAAAGUGUGCAACUCUCAAAAAGAAGUCUGAUUCCAAAUCAGCUAUGGAGAAAUGAAAAAGACCACAAAGAGACAUCCAGCAGAGGCAGCUAUCCAUGCAGAGAGCUGUCUGGUUUUCUUGCCAAACUAUAAAAGGAACUGAUGCCGUAAAAAAUGUUUCAUUACACUGUCAAGUGCUCUGGUCUUCAGUAUUUGACUGCCAUUAACAAGUUUGCAUGAAAAUGAUUAAAACAAUACGUUCCAGUUUUCCUUUUAGAAACAAAGCACAAAUAUACAUUGAGCAGCCUCCGUUGGGGGUCAUAAAAGCAUACUGCAUAUCAUCCCACUGUAAUUGAAUGAAAAUUAAGGAUGAUCUCUAUCAAAAGUGAUAGGAACAAACUAUAUACUGUCCACAGAUGGGACUCUUGUCAUUUGCAUGGCAGGCAGACUUGCUUCAGGAGUGACGUGUUAAUAAAAGUAACUAGCCCAUAAGAUGCAUAAAAUGAGAAAUCAGUUGUAUGAUUACCUUUAUCUGUUUUAUCAUGUAUGACAAGUGAUCAAGUCCAGCACUCAAGGGAGGGCAGUAAUUAAAUGUGGAGGGGGGGUCUUCCAGGGCAUUUACUGUAGGUGGUGCCUGCAGAUUUAUCUAGUUACUACCCUCCUUCUUCAAAAAAGGGGGAGGCAAUUUUCCCUAAACCAGUGCUCAGUUCUGCUUCCUGGAAACAGUGGUGUAAGAAGCAGUUCUGCUGACAAGAAAUGGUAACAGGUCAUGCCACAAAUCUUGUCCAGUGUAUUCUGUCCUGCAAGUAUUGUACAAUAUAUUCUGAACUAAGAAGGCCUCAGCAAUGUCCUGCCAUGGUUGUUGAAACUCAUGUUAAGCUCUGCUGUGUGACGGGCACAAAUCACAGUAAAGCACAACACUGAACUCUGGGUCAGAACAGUAGAGCCCAUGUUAAAAAUGUCUUUAAAGAUACAUGAAUUAAUAAAAUGAAAUCUGUACAUAUUGGAUGGGAGGGGUAGCCAUUCUGUAUUCUACAAGGAGAAAGAGAUGUGUUAUGGAAUUAAAAAAUAUUUAUUCUGCCCUUCAAAUUGUUUGGCAGGGAACAAUAAUGUUAUAAAAAUAUUUUAAGCAACAUUCUUUGUAAUAAUAAUAAUAAUAAUAAUAAUAAUAAUAAUAAUAAUAUAUAUCUAUAUGUGUAUAUAGAUAUAUAUUGCCUCAUACAAAAUGCAUACUUAAUGUAAAUUAUGUGAUCUUUGACAUUCCCAACAGGAAGUACUUUGUCAUAUAGAACAAAGGGAUCAGUCCCACUCCAACCAAGAAUAUGCGGUAGCAAUUUGUGGACCCAAAGAUAAUUUUAACUGUUACUUGAAGAAUGUUAGUGUUUGUUUCACAACUGUUGCAAGAUAUCCCAAUAAAUAUGCAGAUUUACAGGGGUCCACUUUUUAUAACUGGGAAUUUACUAAAGUAUAUUGGAUGAUAUAUGAGCCUGUGGCUGUGGUGGGAUUUUGACCUGGUCUCCUCUGGUUGAAAGCUUUGUACUGUGAGCACUAAACCAUAUUAUGCCUUUAAUGAGUGGAGCUAAUAAAGUACAUUUUAUCUAA
Messenger RNA from Protopterus annectens (West African lungfish), 7919 nucleotides. RefSeq names its product adhesion G protein-coupled receptor L1-like. Gene Ontology annotation, molecular function: G protein-coupled receptor activity; latrotoxin receptor activity; carbohydrate binding. Gene Ontology annotation, cellular component: postsynaptic density; presynaptic membrane; axon. NCBI's taxonomy places the organism in Eukaryota, Metazoa, Chordata, Ceratodontiformes, Protopteridae. Bases 1375 to 5805 code for a protein of 1476 amino acids. The record is from RefSeq and is a predicted model, not a curated record. Gene Ontology annotation, biological process: heterophilic cell-cell adhesion; cell surface receptor signaling pathway; adenylate cyclase-activating G protein-coupled receptor signaling pathway. The transcript is spliced from 26 exons.